CUCGCAUCCCGGUCGGUCCAGUGAGAGUCACACACCGCUCCCCACUGGCCGUUCAGAUACACUUCAACACGCCCACUGUUGGACGACGAGCCACCGACAAGCCUGGUGGCACCUAGCGGAUGAGGGUGAUGGAAGACCACCACCCCCUUCGAGAUGCGGCUCACCCCCCUCCUCCAAGAAAAGAGAGAAAUUAAAAAAUGGUGGAAGGCUUCCAGCUGGAGGGGAAGGAGAAAGAAGAGCAGCCUCCUUGAGUCCAAACAAUGCAAGAAUAGGAAAUGGCGGCAAGGUGAAUCGAGGGGGAAUGGAGAGCAUCAUCCGUGCGGUUACGUACCUGAGUUCUGGACCUCGUUUAAAAACAUCUUGAGCUGUUGUGUUGUUGUUGUCUUCAUUAGCGACACCGUGGAAAUCUACCCGGCUGCCGUCUUCUAUUUGAUGGGGUCGACCGGGGGAAGGAAGGAGGAGGAGGAAGAGAUGGAGGAUCUCCAACCAGGAGCGUUCAAAAGCAUAAAUGUGACCUUAAUUGGACCAUGUGGAGAAUGACCACGGUGACGCCUGUGCAGUCAAUUGAUCAACUUCUUCCUGCUGUUCCUUCCUUCAGGUGGCUAAUGGAGGAGGACAGAAGAUGGAUGGAGGACUGACAAAUGGGUGCUGGCGUCCAAAGCUGCAUGUUGUUGAUUAUUUUCACAUUCAAAGCCUGAUUAAGGCAGAGUGGCUUCAGUUCCAGCACAGUGACAGGCCGUCCGCCGAGAUGUUAACGGACGUGAGCGUGGAAGAGGAGUUCGAGCUGAAGGAGGAAGAACCCUGGUACGACAAGCAUGACCUCGAACACGACCUCCAGCUGGCCGCAGAGCUGGGCAAGUCGCUGCUGGAAAGGAACCACGAGCUGGAGCAGGGACUCCAGCAGAUGUACUCCACCAAUCAGGAGCAAGUGCAAGAGAUCGAGUACCUGGCAAAGCAGGUGGAGCUCCUGCGGCAGGUGAACGACCAGCACGCCAAAGUGUACGAGCAGCUGGACGUGGCGUCUCGCGAGCUGGAGCAUAGCAACCGCAAGCUAACUCAGGACAACCGCAGUGCCCAGCACAAGAUCCGCGGGCUGAUGGAAAUGGUAGAAGCGCUGCAGACGCGCGUGGACGAGCUGCAGCGACAGGUUGACGACAUGAAACUGGGACCCUCGCAGCUGGCCCAGGGGGGCCGGCGGAGGUGGCCCGGCGCCCAGAGUCUGGAGGAACUGCAAAAACUCAGGCAGUGUGACGGCGAUCCGGAAGAACCUCGUCUUGGUGUUGAGGGGCACGACGGUGUGCAGCGGUGGCACGAAGAGCAGCAGGCGUCGCUGCGCCGCUCGCUGCGCAGCCUCCAGGCCCAGUAUGCAGGAGAACGCGCCCGGCGAGAGGAGGCGGAGCGCGAGGCCGGGCUACUGAGUCGGCAGAGGGCCGUACUCGAGCGGCAGCUGGCUGGCAUGGAGACGUGCAGGAUGCGAGUGUCUGAGUUGGAGCGAGAAGCCGAGGAACUUCGCCACCUCUGGAAGUCUGAAUCCUUUUCCCGGCUGAACGUGGCGUACGCUCUCCCAGAGGAGGAGGAGGCGGAAGAGGAGCGUGACGGGGAAGCCAGUGGGCCGUUCCUCCGAAGCCAGCGACCCCUCAAGCGAUGGGCAAGCGAGCGUCUCCUCAAGACCAAACACAGCGCCGACCCCGCAGGUGAGCACGAGUGCUGGUGCGCCCAGAGGGCCGGGAAAGCGGAGCGUGGCGGUAUCUCGCUGCUCAACGAGGUGGACGCGCAGUACAGCGCCUUGCAGGUCAAAUAUGAGAAGCUGCUCAGGCGCUUUGGAUUACAGCAACAUCAGGAAGAAGAAGAGCACGAGCAGCUAAGUCACAAGACUGUCCAGACAGUGGACUACAACGGCAGCUUUCACCAGCCUGAGUACAAGGAACUAUUCCGAGAGAUUUUUGCUCGCAUCCAGAAGACCAAAGAGGACCUGGAGAAAAGGGCCAGGCCACCUUGCACCUGAUGCAAUAUGCUGAAGCACAUGCUAGGGAAAGUGGGUGGGGUGCGGUUGAGUGAAGUCUUCUAGUCUUCAGCACUUGUUGGAGUUCAUUGGACAUGCUAUGAAUUCCAAUGGAAACCUUUAUUUAUUGCCGUUUCUUUUGGGUCAGGCGAUCUGGCCUAAAUGUAAACUGCUAUAUUAUUCCUGCUAUUUUUUCUGUUGCUCCGCAACAUACAGUUGAGCACCGUGUCUUUGCCUUCCUCCAGGCUCCUUUUUUUGACAUAUGCAAAGUAACAGUUGCUCCAUGGAGCGAGCAACUUAAGUUAGAAACUGCUUUUUUAGAUGAGCUGUUUACACCGAGUUUGUUAUUGGAACCAGUGCAUGUCGGUAAAGACUUUUUUUUUUACAUUGCUUAGUAUGUCAUAAUAUCUAAUUGAGCAUAUUUACUGAAUCAGUGUCGCAUUAAAAAAUAAAAA
Syngnathus acus (greater pipefish) is the source of this 2457-nucleotide messenger RNA. Its product is annotated as cerebellar degeneration-related protein 2-like. The coding region runs from base 623 to 2005 and encodes 460 amino acids. NCBI's taxonomy places the organism in Eukaryota, Metazoa, Chordata, Actinopteri, Syngnathiformes, Syngnathidae. The transcript is spliced from 13 exons. The record is from RefSeq and is a predicted model, not a curated record.